This is a messenger RNA of Caenorhabditis sp. 36 PRJEB53466, 716 nucleotides long. Lineage: Eukaryota; Metazoa; Nematoda; Chromadorea; Rhabditida; Rhabditidae. The record is from the annotation of a GenBank genome assembly.
AUGUUUGGUGCCGUUUCCCUGGUUCUUCUUGUCACACUCACGAAUGCGCUGAACCUUGAAAAUGUAGGUUUGCUAUUCUUUUCAUUUAAAAUACAUGCUUUUUGAAGCCCGGAGACUUUGUGCUCCCGUCAGGCGACUUCAUUGACCUGAUUUCGCGCGAUGCGGAGAAUCUCCCUGAUUUGAGCAACUUCGGAGUGAAGCACAUUUCUGGCGGAGCCGGCGAGGGAGAGCAGAAGCUGCUCGAGGAAGAUCAGUUCCAGGAGCGUCAGGAGGUCAAGUCUGACAACGUGCUCCCCGCGUACUGCGAGCCACCAAACCCGUGCCCGGUCGGCUUCACCAAGGAACAAGGAUGUAUCGAGGAGUUCGAGAACAGCGCCGAGUUCUCGCGCAACUACCAGGCCCAACAGCACUGCAUCUGUGACCAGGAGCACAUGUUCAAGUAUGUUGACACUGAGUCGGUUCAAAUACUAUAAUUGAAUAACUUUAGCUGUGCCGAAAAGGAAGCCCAGGACGUAAGCGAUUCUCUUCAAAAGAUUCUGGAAGAGAACGACAUGCACGCCAACACCAUCGCCAAGAAGUUCCACGACAAGAGAAACUCGGAUGAAUACGUGCCACGUCGCAAGCGCUCCGCUCCGACCGCUCACAAGUUCAACCCAUACCUGCAGGGAGAGCCGCUCCGUUCGAUGCAAAAGAAAAACGGAAAAAAUUCGUGGUAA